Messenger RNA from Antrostomus carolinensis (chuck-will's-widow), 609 nucleotides. Its product is annotated as keratinocyte-associated transmembrane protein 2. The record is from RefSeq and is a predicted model, not a curated record. The transcript has 2 exons. Lineage: Eukaryota; Metazoa; Chordata; Aves; Caprimulgiformes; Caprimulgidae. The annotation marks the transcript as partial.
AUGCAAGAUUCUGUCCAAGUGGAGAUGCUUCAAAAAAAUAUGUCUUCUAAAAGUGAGAAUGAAACAUCGAACAGAUCCCAGAAUUUGACAGACAGCUUGCAGGGUGUAACCCCAACAAAAAAAGAGGAGCUCCCAACAACAGCUAAAAUCAAUUCAGUGACCGCAGUAAAACCAUCUACAGCAAAAGGUGUUUCUCUGCCAUAUGCUCUGUCUCGUGAAGUGACCCCUAGUCCUGUAUCUCAAAUGGAUGUUGAUGCUUCUGAAGAUACUAAAAUUGAGGAAGAGGAUCUUCUCACAGAUUUGAAAGACACGUUAAAUAGUUCACCACCCAUCAUCAAAGAAACUCUGGAAUCAGAUGGAGAUGACUAUGGUACUUAUGAAACGACAUCGAAUUCCAGGUACAACCCAGACCUUUUAGAGAUACCAGAAGAUGACGACUCUGACAUCAUUAGUAAUUACAAUGAGGAGAUCAAGACCCUUGAUGAGAAGAUAAAAGAUGUUUCUGUCACAGGGUUAGAAGAAGAUGAUGACAGCCAUUUCUUUUUCCAUCUGGUUGUAGUUGCCUUCUUAGUAGCUGUUGUUUAUGUCACCUAUCACAAUAAGAGGAAG